Molecule: messenger RNA, 854 nt
Organism: Cuscuta campestris
Lineage: Eukaryota; Viridiplantae; Streptophyta; Magnoliopsida; Solanales; Convolvulaceae
Source: the annotation of a GenBank genome assembly
ACCUUUGGAGAAAUAAACAUAAAUUCUUCCCAAUACUUUUAUCAUGGUAUCGGAGCGAGUGUCGACUUAAUUCUCUCGGCCAACGAGCACCACCUGCAUCUUGCGAUCAACAGACAUGGCGGACGAGAAGGUCGAGAAAACUGAAAAACCUGUUUCACGAGUUAUCAGUGAAGAAGAAGAAAUCGGAGAAAAGCAAGUCACAAAGAUAAGUCCAUAUGAGCUGAGAUCUUCGGAUACUCCUGCUCUCUGCCGCGGCUGUAACUGUGGCACGCUGAAACAAAUCGAGAUACAAAAGGAGAAUGAGAGGGUGCACCAGUUCCUGAUGGGACUUGACAACGAGGGGUAUGGAAGUGUACGAUCAAAUAUUUUGAGCACCGUACCUUUGGCUCCACUUAAUCGGGUCUACUCCACGAUCGUCCAGCAAGAAGGAGUAUUGAAGGUCACACAAGAUGAAGAAAAGAACCCUGUCAGUUUCGCGGUAGUUCACAAUAAAGACGUGACCAAGGAUCUCAAAUGUAGGAACUGCGGCCAGACUGGACAUGAGAUAAGUGGAUGCUUUCAAAUCAUUGGUUACCGGAAUGGUGGGGUGACCGACCCCGACCACAGGCCGCUGCCUACGGAAGAGGUCGCGACAGUGGAGGAGCUAGGCGCGGUCGAGGAAGGCAGACCCGAGGGGGAGGAGGCGGCCGAGGCAACCGGAACGGCGGAAUUGAUGGAGGAGGACCAAGUGCUCACACGGCACGGACAGACGGGAAUGGAGAGCGGGAACGCUUUUCCAAAGAGCAGUGGAAUGCCUUGAUGGGAAUCUUGAAAGAAAAAGAAUUGCCACUUGAUAAUAAAUUUUCAGGUAUACC